Molecule: messenger RNA, 447 nt
Organism: Closterium sp. Yama58-4
Lineage: Eukaryota; Viridiplantae; Streptophyta; Zygnematophyceae; Desmidiales; Closteriaceae
Source: the annotation of a GenBank genome assembly
AUGGUUUUCUUGUUUUCGUCCGUAUUUGUUUCUUUGCAUAAUUUAUGUCUUUAUUGGACUCUCUUUCGCUCUCGUUCUCCCUCUCGUUCUCUCUUUCUCGUUCUCUCUCUCUUCUCCUUCUCUCGUUCUCACUCUCUCGUUCUCUCUCUCUCUCUCGUUAUCACUCUCUCGUUCUCUCUCUCUCGUUCUCUCUCUCUCUCUCUCUCUCUCUCUCUCUCUCUCUCUCUCUCUCUCUCUCUCUCUCUCUCUCUCUCGUUCUCUCUCUCUCGUUCUCUCUCUCUCUCUCUCUCUCUCUCUCUCUCUCUCUCUCUCUCUCUCUCUCUCUCUCUCUCUCUCUCUCUCUCUCUCUCUCUCUCUCGUUCUCUCUCCAUCGUUUUCUCUCUCUCUCUCUCGGUCUCUCGUUCUCUCUCUGUCGUUCGCUCUCUCUCUCCAUGUUUACUGCUUUAG